Messenger RNA from Scatophagus argus, 5288 nucleotides. RefSeq names its product RPGRIP1 like (gene rpgrip1l). Gene Ontology annotation, cellular component: photoreceptor connecting cilium. The transcript has 25 exons. Bases 162 to 4007 code for a protein of 1281 amino acids. NCBI's taxonomy places the organism in Eukaryota, Metazoa, Chordata, Actinopteri, Scatophagidae. Gene Ontology annotation, biological process: retinal rod cell development; non-motile cilium assembly. The record is from RefSeq and is a predicted model, not a curated record.
GAUCUGCCUCCCUGAGAGCGAGCCACCAGGUAAACUACGUUUCCCACAAAUCUCCCGACAUGGCGCAUGCGUAGUUGCAUCAUAACGACAUGAAGAACAGUUGUGUUUUCAGUAGCAACCGUCGCUCUGUACCGAAUAAAGUCGUUGUUAAAGGGUGAAAUAUGUCCACGCUGCUUGAUGAGACGGCAGCAGAUGUGCCAGUCAGAGACACCACAGUAAAUCUGUCCAGAGUUGCAGCAGGUCCACAAGAUUCAUCAGCGAAUCAGAAUGCUCGAGCGCGACAGGACAUCUCGCGGGUGUCCAGGGAGGAGCUGGAGGACCGGUUCCUGCGCCUCCACGAGGAGACCCUGCAGCUCAAACAGCACAUUCACAAGCAGGAUGAUAAGAUCAAGAAGCUGGGCACUAAGCUGAUGAGGCUGGUGAAGGACCGGGGUCGUAUGGAGCAGCUGGCAGCAGGGGGAGGCCAGCCAGUCUCCAGGGUGCGGGAUGUGGAGAUGGAGGAGAUGAUGGAGGACCUCCAGGAGAGGGUGCGGGCGCUGCAGACGGAGAACGAAGGACUGAAACAGCGCCUCCUGGUGGCCAAGCAGCAGCUCAUCAACUCGCAGAGCCGGAGGCCUACGCCGUACGGCCAAGUCCAGUCACGAGUCAACUCCGGGUUAAAGAAGCUGCGGGACGACGCUACCUCUCCUACUCGGACUCGGCCAAAAAGUACCAGGAGUUUGGAGGGAGGUGGGAGACCUCCGACCGGCCUCCUACCUCGAUUUGGACACAGUCUGCUGGAGGACGCGAGGGCCGAGAUCCGAAACCUCGAGAACGUGAUCGAGCUCCAGCGGAGCCACAUGGAGGAGAUGGAACGAGCCGCAGAGCUGCUGCAGGACGAACUGAGGAAGAAGGAGGCAGAGUAUGAGGAGAAGCUCCUGCAGGUGCGACAGCAGCAGACCUCCAAAAUGAGGUCACACGUCAACAGCAACGUGACGAUGAUCAAACUGCAGAAGCAGCUGGCUGACAGGUCCAGUGCUGUAACUGAGCUGGAAGGCCGAUUUCUACAACUGCAGGAGAGUCAGAGGACGCUGAAGGUCAGUCAUGAUGCGGCGAUGGUGAAGGUGGACGAGUUGUCGGCUCAACUGAAAGACGAGAGGCUGAAGAAUUUGGACCUGGAGAAACGACUGCAGAGCUCAAACCUGGCCAACAAAAAGAUGGAGCAGCUGCAGGAGCAGCUCAGUGAAGUGGAGCAGGAGAGGGACCUGCUGAAGGAGAACAACGACAAGCUGGUCAGCAGGGCCUUCGACGUGUCUCAGCAUCAGAAAUGGCAGAUCCAGGAGCAGCAGCUGAGGUUACAGAUCGUCCAGCUGGAGACGGCGCUGAAGGCCGACCUCGUCGACAAAAAUGAAAUCCUCGACAAAGUCAAGGCUGAAAGAGACAGAAGUGAGAAGCUGACAGAAGAAAAUCAAAAACUUCAGAUCCAGUUUCUGGAGCAGAAGCAGCAGCUGGAGGAACUAAAUGGUCGUCUGAAGUUCUACAGCAGGGAGAACGAGUACGACGUGGCUGAACUCACCGAGGCGCUGCUGCUCAUUAAGACUCGCAAGUCCCAGAAGAACGGAGACCUGGGCUUCCUGAAGGAGGUGGAAGAGGAAGCGAGCAGCAUCCAGGAGCUGCGAGCCGCCCACGCUGAAACCAUCCAGGAGCUGCAGAAGACCAGAAACAUCCUCAGCAUGGAGAGCAGGAUCUGCAAAGACUACAAGGCGGAGCUGGAAGCUGUGCGGAAGAAGAUGGACAGUGACAAAGUGGAGUACGAGCAGAAGCUGGAGCGACAGGCUCAACUGUUGGACACGAGGGCGGCGAAGAUCAACAAGCUGGAAGCUCAGCUCAGAGACAUAGCCUACGGCACCAAGACCUAUGUCCUCAAACCGGACAGGACAGAUGAGGACGAGGCAGAUGAGUUUGAUGAAACUUUUCACCUCGAACGUGGAGAGAACCUUCUGGAACUUCAGAUAGUCGGGGCCACGCUGUCUCCGUCCGCCCUGCAGGCUCUAGGGGACUGCGAACCAUCAACCUUCUGUACCUACUCCUUCUAUUUGUUUGAGCUGCACUCCACGCCGGUGGUGACCAGCCACAAACCCAGAUACGGGUUCACAUCUAAGUACGUGGUGAGCAUGGACGAGCACUUCCUCGACUACGUCCACAGAGGCUCCGUCACCGUGGAGCUGCAUCAGGCCCUGGGAUUAGACUGGAGGUCGCUGGCGACCGGUCAACUCCGGCUGCAGCAGCUUCUGGAGCAUGAUGGGAAGCUUCACGGGACCAUAGCGCUGGUUGGUGUGUCAGAUGAGACGCGGUCCUUCGGUUCUCUGGAUUACUGGCUGAGGCUGAGGAUCCCCAUGACAGAAACCACCCGUCUGUACAAAGAGAAGGUGAAGGCCGUCAGCUACAUCCACACCGUGCUGAGCCCACACACACAGCUGCAGCCGACCGCCAGCAGCAGCUGGAACGAGCUUUACAUCACGGUCCAGUGCUGCAGAGGCCUGCGGUCCAGAAGCUCCCAGCAGCCGAGCCCCUACGUCGUCUACAAGUUCUCUGACUUCCCCGACUACCCGACCGCCACCAUCCACGACUGCUGCGACCCCCAGUUCAAUGACCUCAAGUCCUACUCCGUCCCUAUGGGUGAAGACCUCCAUCAGUACCUGAGAGCUGAGCUCCUUCACUUCUACGUGUUCGACUACAAAGAGGAGCGGCUGGACGAGUACGUGGGGAAGGCCAAAGUGCCUCUGCUGCCACUGGCCCAGGACGAGGAGAUUGCUGGUGUGUUUGAGCUCAGUGAUCCCUCCGGAUGCCCCGCCGGCCAUAUUGAAGUGAUGCUGAGGUGGAAGUUCACUUACAUCCCUCCGUCAGGCUCCAUCACCACUGCCAAAGAGCCCGAGUUCAUCCCUGAAGACAGAGCAGGCAGGCCGAAACAGGAACAUCUCAGUGUGCAGGACGAGCAGAUCGACGCUGAUGAGACGCUGCAGGAGGAGGCCAGCAGAGACCUUCUUCAUCUGUCCACCUCCCUGCCUGAGGACGCCGCGUCUCAGGCUCUGCUGCCAAAGCUCAAACACAAGACACAAGUGAAGGAGGGACUGGCUGCCAAAAAGGUCACCUUUGUGGAUCCCACAAAGAGCACACAGCAGGUUGGGGACAGCAGUUCAGCAGGUGUCAGCCUGUCUGCAGAGGAAACAUCACCUGUUGCAAAGCAGGUUUUGGCUCCAGCAGCUCAAAGCACAGAAGAAGAGGAGGAGGAUGAAGAAGAAGAGUCUCACUUCUCUGAAGGACAGCUGGUCCCAGCCAGCUCUCAGUCCUACUCCGACGACUCCGAAAUCUCUGAGAUCAUCGAAGAUGCUGAGGAGGCCCCGGCAACCAAAGCAGAUCAGAGCGAAUCCGACAGCGAUGACUGCAUCGUUGAGGGGCAGGCGGCGGGGAGGAAGCGCUCCGAGCGAAUGCGGGUGGAGAUUCUGUCUCUGAGCCUGAGGCCGGAGUGUCGGGUGGCCCGGGACGGCGGCGUGGUGCGUCUCUUUGUGGAGUACUCCCUCCUGGACCUGCCCACAGAGGAAACCCCCCUGUCUCUACCCAAACCCCCCGAGGGCAAGAGCAUCAACUACAACUACAGCAAAGUCAUUCCUGUGGACGCUGAGAACAACGGGGCGACGCGGCGGCUGCUGAGGGAAGUCCUGCAGGGACGAAACCCUCAGAUGGAGAGAAUCCGGUUCACGGUGGUCAGCGAGCCUCCGGAGGAAGAAGAGCAGGAGAAGGAGUGUGAGGACGUGGGUGUGGCUUUUCUGAGGAUCCCCGAAAUCCUGGAGAAACAACGAGACCUGACCGAGACCAGUCUGAACGUCGUGGACGUGGAGGACAGCAGCGAUGUGGUCGGCAGUCUGACUGUAUCUGUGGAGGGACUGGAGGCUUUGCAGGCCAUCAUGGAGGACCAGGACCAGGACCAGGAACGAACCCCCGUCUCCUCGCUGCUACCUUCAGCUUGAGGCAACAACAUGACUCAGCAUCGCCUGCCACCGGGAUGAGACGCAGUCACUGAAGCUGAGAUCGGCUUGAACAGUUUGACUGAUCAGACUGCAGGUUGUGAGGUCGUGUUUUGUUCAGACUUUGCACUGUGAUGAUAUUUCGUACAUAGUUAAAGUGGUACAUGUUGACAUAUUUUCAAUCUGUUUGUGAUUUUAGCUCUUUGUUUGCCUGCUGAACACAGAUUUGGUUGUUUGCAGAUGAAAACCACUGACACAUAAAGAUGGCUGACACGUCUCCACUUCCACUGUACAAAAGUGAAGUCAAAACAUCCCUGAUAUGAGCGCUGCCAGCAGUAGAGAUUGGGAGGUGGAGCCACGGUACUGCGUUCCUGCCCAUAAACCUGUCUGAGCCAAUCAGGAGCAGCAGUCAGUCAUGAUGUUUCAGCCCCUUUUAAGAGCAUCAAAUUACUAAUUAAAACCAAACUGAUCAGAAAAAUGAACACUAGAUCAAACAUCAGUGUGGUAAGAAUUUCUUAAAAUGAUAGAAACCAUCUUUGGUAAAAAUUUAUUUCACAUGUUCUUAGAGUUUUUAUUUUGACUCAUGUCCCAUCUGCUAACAUGGAGGGGGAGGAGCUUAUGAGCUGUACUGCAGCCUGCCACCAGGGGGCAUCCAGGUAUUUUGUCUUCACUUUUGAGGAGCUCUCGUGUCGUCCAUCUUCGUAUGCAGUCAGUGACAAAGUGAACACAGGUUGAAAGUUUGGUUGAAGUGUUUCUUUUAAUACUUAAUAACUGGCCAACAUUUGUUCUGUUUCAAGACAAAUGACUGAGGUUCCACAGCAGCAUGAAGUGUAAAUGACCUCACUGAAGAUGAACUGUAUCUGUGCCUCUCGCAUCUAGUCGAGCGUGUAAAAGUUUGUUGAUAUGCUGUACUCCAGCUCUUACAAUGAUCUGUUUUUAAAGUUUGUUUUGUGUUGAUGCACUGCAGUUAUUUAAUGUAUUUCAGAAGGGACUUGUUAGUGAGUCCACCACAGUUCAUGUAAUAUUUAUUGUGUCUCGGGUUUGAGAUUUGGCUGUGGACGUGCAGAUAAGCCGCAGUGAGUUUCUACACAUUCAUUUAAUUUUGUGUGUUUAGUCUCGGUGUGUUCAUACGAAGUGAGCUGACGCUGCUCAAAACCUGCACAGUUCGGACUGAAUGAUGUUGUUUAUGGCAGAGACAGAGUAAGUCUUACAGACGUGCCUUAAAUGUGAGAUUUCCUGGAUGACAUUUUGUAUUGUGCUCUAAUAAAGAGUGUUUAUUCUGUA